This is a messenger RNA of Micropterus dolomieu (smallmouth bass), 3864 nucleotides long. Its product is annotated as protein Niban 1-like. The transcript is spliced from 14 exons. The record is from RefSeq and is a predicted model, not a curated record. NCBI's taxonomy places the organism in Eukaryota, Metazoa, Chordata, Actinopteri, Centrarchiformes, Centrarchidae. Bases 139 to 3099 code for a protein of 986 amino acids.
CCUCUCCAAACAUCAGAACAGCUCAUUCAGUUGGUAUCACGUAUAGGUUUCUCGUGUGAACUGCGUAAUCAGAAUUCAAAUAACUGAAGUAAAACUUUUCCGGACACAUUUUUAAAAGAAGGUAAUUAAAUUUACAUUAUGGGAGCAUCUUCAUCUGGCCUGUUGGAUGAGGCAAAAAUCAGCAACAUUAAAGGACUUGUUGACAGUACAUUUCAGAGCUUCAGUGUGUUUUACCGUCAGCAGUAUUCUGCAGCCUACUUCAGACAUUUACACCAGGAGGUGGAGCCUAAGAAGGAAGGGCGGGGCCUACUGCUCACACAUGGGCCUCAGUAUGCUGUGGAGGAAGUGCUGUACCAAGGGAGUGUAAAGUUCUCCUGCUGGGAUGAGCAGGGAAAGAAAUGCAGAGAGAGAUACGCAGUCCUGAAAAAACACUACAAAGUGGAAAUACACGAAAACAAGGAGGCCUUCAGUCGUGGAUGUGCAGCUAAGCUGAUCCUGCACCCGGCAGGGGCCAGUGUGUUCACCACAGAGGAGGAGUCUAAAGCUCACCUGGAGAAAACCUGUACUGGAGUACUCAACGGAGUGAAGGAGGAUUCUUCUUCGGUGGUGCCGUCUCCAGAUGUGUUCGCCGUGUAUCUGCACCUGCCUUACAUGGGCUACACCUGCUUCCUGUUCCAACAGAAAGAGGAACGAGAUCUCUUCCGGUCUGCCGUCAAGACCUGCAUCAGACACUGCGACCUUGACCCCUGGUGCGACUCAUCCUAUGAGAGCCAGGCCUACGUCCGAGCCCUCCGACUCUACCGACAGGACAAAGGACGCUAUGAAUCCUGGGAAAUGCUGCUGGGCACUGAGGAACAAGUGCUGGCCUCCCAAGUGAUGGAGGAAGUGUUGCCAUGGUUACAGAGCCAGCUUCAGUCCAGAGUGAAGGGCAAGAAAACUGAAAGGAUCCGACAGUGGCUGGCAACAGUACAUGCAACCUACACUUUGGUCCUGGAACAACUCACUGCAAGUCUGGAGGCUCUGAGGGAGGAGUGUCGUCAGGCAGCAUCAGCCAAACAGGCGCUAAUCAGAUCCAACCUGGACCAGAUAAUGUCCUCUCACUGCUUCCUGGAGGUGAAAGUCAGAGCAUGUAUCUGUGAAGAAGCUGAGAAAGUGUGCGGUGAGUCUGUAGCACCCUACGUGUCCUCCAUCCUUGAAGCACUUGUAGAAAACAUAAGUGCAGGGAUUCAGGGGAUGCAACACACACUGCAAAAACAGAUGGACUCGGCCUUCACGCUCACAAAUGGAGGAACAGAUGAGACAAAUGAGGCCUUGUCCACUCUGCACUCCAUCAGUCCGGAUCAGAGCUACUGGCAGGUGGAGAAACUGUCAGAGAAACUUGAAGGCUUAAAACAGCGGUUUGGACUGAGCAGCACUCAGAGACUGGUUCACUCUGCACAUCUGGAGAUGGAGAAGCUGUGGGACAGUGCUGUGCACACCUUUGAGCUGUUCCUCCAAACAUCAGCCAAACUGCAGCCUUCUCAGGUUCCUGUCAAGAUGAAAAGAGCUAAAGAGAGAGUCCUAAAGCAGCUUGACUACGACAGCAGAGUUGUCCAGAGGAGGCUCUAUCAGGAGGCUUUACUGGAGAUCACCCUGCCUGCUCUCACCAGCAGGAUGGACAGCAAGUGGAAAACUGAGCUGCAGCAGUUCGAGCAGUACAUUUUCUCAGACUACAGCGGUUUUAUCCUGGUUCAUAACGUCUAUGAUGAUGUGCUGAGAAACAUCGUAGAGACAGUGGUCCAGGAUGCUGCCGGUAAGAAGAGCAACAAUCUCCUAUUGGACACGACCGAUCUGGGCAUUAGUCAGUACAGUCUGCUGGGGCAGACGCCUCCUCACUCUGCACCAGACAGCCCGGCCAUUCACGCUCGAGACGCCUCCUCAGCGGCACCAAGUGAGACUGCUCCUGAGGAGGAGGGAGCUCGGACAGUCACAGCUGACGUUUGCCUUCAGAAUGAACCAGAACUUAACGCUGAUACCAAAUCUGACCCCAGUGCCCCUCAAAGCUCUGAGCAGAGCACAGUGCUUCUGUCUCCUGUGAUUGUCGUGACACAACAGUUUGAUGAAUCACAGACCGAGGACGCUUCUUGCGUCGAGGAAACCCAAGAAGUUGACACGCCAUCAGCUGCUGCAGAGUCUUCCAACUCAGCCGCACCUGAUGACUCUGAAGCGGAUGUUACGCAUGAAGUCGGUACAGCUGAUGACACACCUGCUAACCCAGAAUCAAAUAAUGCCAUCCCAGACCCUCCUGAUGUUUCGGUGUCCAUGCCGUCCUCACCGUCUUCGCCGCAGUCCACAGAUGUUCCAGCUGAAUGUGUUCAAGGUGGUCAAUCUGACAAUUCUGCCACCGAUGAUCAAGUGACAGAAGAUGCGACUUCCCUCCAGGGUCCCUGUCCCUCAUCGCCAAGUCCACCCGGUACAGAUGGUCCAAUGAAAAUCAGCCUUGGGACACUAAGCGAUGUGAUUAGUUUCAACUCCGCAACACCUCCUGUAACGCAGAUGACGACACAGCAGACCACCGACAGAGCGGUGUACUUGACGGGAGAAAUAAAGGACAACUGGGAAGUGGAGCGGGUAAAAGAGGAGAAGCAAAUAGAGGCCGCAGAGGAGAAGGAGGUUCAUGAGAGAAUAAAGGAACAGAAAGAAGAGACAGGGACGGGGGAAGGGAAAGAUGAGGAGAGAGGUGAAGGGAAAACAGGAGGUGAACCUGUUGAUGAAGGCAGCCAAUCCACUGAAUCUCCAGCAGAGAGCGCCACCGCUUUAACCCCAGAGCAGAGCGACGAGAAGGUAGAUGAUGAAGAGAAAGGUAGCGAGCGGGAGACUGAGAAGAGAAACGAUGACGAAGAAGCUGAGGAGAAAGGAGAUCAUGCAGAAGAAGGAAAGAAAGAAAAAGAAGAGGAGGAGGUUCCCCAAAGCCCUCAGCCAAUGGAAUCACAGCCGGAAAGUGAUGCUGAGCUGCCACUGGACAGCGUGGGCAUCAUCAGAGAGCUUGUGACUGAGAUCACUGAAGUGGAGAUUGUAGUCAGCCCCCAUCCCAACGGCGGGGCGACAACUGACUGCUGAAUCCUGCCAGGACUACUUGACCAACACCUCGCUCAGAGUUUAUUAAAUGGUACAGAGAGCAGAGGUGAAAAGAGCGGUUAGUGGGAUAAUAAACGCCAGAUUUUUACUGCAUCAUAUUUUUAUACUCGUAUAUUUUAAAGAUUUUUGUUCUCACAUUCUGUAAUAAGCAUUUUUUCUUCUUCAUACAAGCAGUAACUUCUUUAUAUUUGCCUUACGCUAACUCUGAAAUGGAUAAAAUGACCCAAUAAAGAUGUAAAAACUCACUCUACGUUGUGAUCUCAAAGCUGCAUCCAUUGAUGUUUUGGAUAUUUUUCCAAAAGGCCAAAAGAUCAAGAACAAAAAUGACAGUAUCCGUUUAAAAGCAUGGAAAACAUUUACACUGAACGUUUCAUGCUGUCACCAUAAUGGUUCAAAAAAAAAUAAAAAAUCUUCUUUAUAAUGUGACACUGGGUCAAAACUGAUCCAGUAUCAAUUUAUUAGUAACACAUUGGCUAUUUUAAAAUAGCUAAUGUGUUCCACCGGAUGAAAGUCAUGAAAGCUCUGUUUUGAUCUUCACCAACUCUUGUGAAAUAUGUGGCUCUCGCUGCUAAAUGCUCAGCUAUGUUCCCCAGCUAGUCGCUAACUUCUACGUUUCUCUCAUGAUUUCACGCCACAUUGUGUUGAUGUAGAAAUGUGGCAACAAAAGAAAGAAAAGCUUGUAAACAAAAGAAGAAAAGCUUGUAAACGACGCACUCAUCUGUUCAAUUCAAUAAAUGAUCAACCAUA